Messenger RNA from Polyodon spathula (Mississippi paddlefish), 1214 nucleotides. Its product is annotated as cbp/p300-interacting transactivator 2-like. Gene Ontology annotation, biological process: regulation of DNA-templated transcription. NCBI's taxonomy places the organism in Eukaryota, Metazoa, Chordata, Actinopteri, Acipenseriformes, Polyodontidae. The record is from RefSeq and is a predicted model, not a curated record. Gene Ontology annotation, cellular component: nucleus. Bases 190 to 906 code for a protein of 238 amino acids. The transcript has 2 exons.
AAGGGGCAUUGAGCGCUUCUUUAUAUUUGUUGGGCAGAGGUUGGAAGUAUUUGAUUUUGGCGUUUCGGUUACAGUUUUCAGCGAUUGGAAUACACACUGUAUACAGUAACUACAGGAGAGCUACACUUCAUUACGUUGUGCUGACUGAGUGAAACCUCAAAAGGAGAUACAACCCGAAAGACAGGGGGAAUGGCAGAUCGCAUGAUGGCUAUGAACCACGGACGAUUCCCCGACGCAGCAAACGGCAUUCACCAUCACCACCCAGCACACAGAAUGGGAAUGGGACAGUAUUCAAAUCCUCAUCUCCACCACCAACAGCAGCAGCAGCAACAGCACGCAUACAAUGGGUUAAUGGGCGAUCAUUUACACUACGGAGGGGGAAAUAUGAACUCAAACAACGGGGUAAGGCAUGCAAUGGCGCUAGGGAAUGUGAAUGUAAAUGGGGGUCAUCCCAACAACAACAUACCUCCCAACGCAAGAUACAAUACACAAUACGUGGGACCUGCUGUCAAUAGCCAAGGGCAGCUGGCGGCUAGCAUGCAGCUACAGAAACUCAACAACCAGUAUUAUACCCAUCACCAGCCUGCUCCUCAACAUCAUUACCUGCCGGACUUGCACCCUGCAGACCAUCAGAUGAACGGGCCAGGCCUGCAAUACAGAGACUGCAGUCCAAAACGGAGCACCUCAGGCAUGCCUCCUCCGGUUCACCAUCAUGUGCCUGCAGCAAUGCUGCCCCCCAAUGUCAUAGAUACGGAUUUUAUUGACGAGGAAGUCUUGAUGUCUUUAGUUAUAGAAAUGGGUUUGGACAGAAUAAAAGAAUUGCCAGAGCUCUGGUUGGGACAAAAUGAGUUUGAUUUCAUGACAGACUUUGUUUGCAAACAGCAACCCAGCAGAGUGAGUUGUUAAUCUCACCAAAGGGACUUGUUUUUUUUUGUUUUUAAAUACAGUACAAAAAAAAAAAAAAAAAAAAACAUUCCUUGACAGCUACAGUAUCUCUUUUCUUAAUGGCAUUGACUUGGCAGAAAUUGUGCAGUUUGGUCAAAAUAAUGUUCUUCAGACCAGUGUUAAUUUUUUAAAAUAAUAAUAAUAAUAAUAAUAAUGAUAUUGGUAUAUAUGUCUGGGUAACUAAAGACUACCCCCCCUGAAAGUCUGAGGCAUUAUUAUUAUUUAGCAAAUGCUUUUAUCCAAAGAGACUUACAGAGACUAGGGAGUGA